This is a messenger RNA of Solenopsis invicta (red fire ant), 3485 nucleotides long. It is a transcript of the gene papi, whose product is annotated as tudor and KH domain-containing protein homolog. Bases 386 to 2428 code for a protein of 680 amino acids. Lineage: Eukaryota; Metazoa; Arthropoda; Insecta; Hymenoptera; Formicidae. The transcript has 10 exons. Gene Ontology annotation, molecular function: RNA binding. Gene Ontology annotation, biological process: spermatogenesis. The record is from RefSeq and is a predicted model, not a curated record.
UGCGCAUUGGAGAUUUGUCCCAUCAAAAAAAGUGGAGUGUCGGAACUGGUAUAUCUAGACUGUGUGCCCCUGGUUACUUGCCUCGCCUUUUUUCUUAAACCAGUGGGUCUAUUUAUAUAUAAGUCUAUGGUGGGUACAGGUGGGGUACCAAAAAAAAACAAGAAAAAACCGGGUUUAGAUCAGUUUAGAUAACUAUAGAUAACUCCAGGGUCGAAUGACAAAUUGUGCCAAAUUGUCUAAAAGAAGAAAAAGAAUGUACUUUUAUCAAGAGCGUAUGUACAUACACUGUGUAGUCUGUAUGAAUUUGCGAGUUUACUUUUUGAGAGAUUGUACAACGAAAUAUGUGAUAGGAAUAUAUUGCAUUCUGGUUUAAGUUCACUGAAAAAUGAGGUGGAUAUCAAGUAUGAAUAGACAAACAGUAUUGCCGAUUUUGCUCGGCAUAUCUAUAACAACUUUUGGAUUGUCAGUAGCAAUCUUGUUAUAUUCUAUGCUUGGAAAGGAUGAUAAUGACAAUAAAAAGAAACAUAAUCAGAUAGCAACAACCAGACGUAAAGAGAUAAGUGUGAAAGUUACAAUACUCGAGAAGUAUGUACCUUCUAUUAUUGGUAAAGGUGGUACUGUGAUUAAAAAUAUAGAAGGAAUAACUAACACACGUAUCAAAAUGGAAAAUAGAAAUGUAUAUUCUUUAGAACGUGUGUGUCACAUACUGUCCGACGAUAUGAAAAACAUUCAGUCAGCACAGAGUAUGAUACAGACUGUAAUAGAAAAUGUACCUAUUAUUGAAACUUUUUAUUUGUCUGUGCCUCACGAAAUUUUUAAAAAGGUUUUUAAAAAAAAUGUGAAAGGAACGAGGAUUGAAUUUCAGCACGAGCUUCAAAAGACUUACGGCGUAAAAAUCUCUAUUGAUGAAGUGUAUAAACCUCACAUGGAAAGUAAGAUAAAAAUACAGGGAACUGCCGAUCAAAUAGCAUCAGCUGUUAUUCAUAUAGAAGAGAAAAUUAAUGAGGAAGUCGAAGCUCAAGCUCAGUUGAGCACGCAAUUUGCAGCAAAAUUUGCAUCAUCUUCUAAUAACACUGAUAUGUAUAAGAAUACAAUUUUUGGUGAAUACAAUGUUUUAUCAGAAUCAACAGAUGAUUCUGAUAAAAAUAUAAUAGAGGAUACUGAUAUUGAGACUUAUGAGAUAUUAAUGCCACAUGAAGUUUUUAACAAAUUCGUAGACAGAAGUGGGUACGAUAUACAAGAGGUAGUAAAAUCUUCUGGUGCAAAACUCAUGGUUAGAAAUACUGCUGUUAGAUUGCAGUUAGAAAAUUUUGAAAUGAAAAACGUAAUAAUAGUAAGAGGCACUGCUGCGCAAGUAAAAUUAGCUAUUAGUCAAAUAGAAAGUAAAAUUCAAGAGGAAAAUAGAAUUCCAAUCGAAUUGAUGAUCAAAAGAGUUUCCGAAUUAUCUGAAUCUCCGAGAGUACAUAACAUUCCAAAUCUUGCAUUAGUACAAGAUGGUUUAAUGGAAGUGUUUGUAACUGCAAUGGAAACACCCAAUCUGUUUUGGAUUCAAGUGCUUGGUCCUGCUCACGAUCAAUUACAAAAGUUGAUACAUGAAAUGACAAACUAUUAUUAUGAUGAGGAAAAUCGCAAGUUCCAUAUUUUAAACAAAAUAACACCAGGUAAAAUGGUAGCAGCUAAAUUUAAAGAUAACAAAUGGUAUCGUGCAGAAAUAAUAUCCAUGGAAUCCGAUGAAUUAUGCGAGGUCUUUUUUGUGGAUUAUGGAGACAUGGAUCUUGUUCCUAUAGAUGAUGUAUUAGAACUUCGUACAGACAUGUUGAGCUUACGGCAUCAGGCUGUGGAAUGUUCGUUAGCAAACGUGAAGCCACGAGAAAAUGAAUGGAGUUCUGAAGCUAUUAAUAAGUUCGCCGAACUUACAUAUUUAGCAAAGGAAAUAAAAGUUACCGCUAAAGUUAAAGGCUACAAGGAACAUCCGGUCGAUUGCAAAGGAUCUCGCAAUCGUCAAAGUUCACUGAUUCCUUGCAUCGCUCUACGAUACGAAUCUGAUAGCGAGGUGAUUAAUAUUGGGGACUGUUUGGUACAAUUAAAAAUGGCUCAAGUCGAGGAAGAGCGUCUUGCAUUGACAUUGCUAUACGCCGUUUACGGUGUAUUAGGAGGUCGACGUUACAUCGCUAUUCCCGUCGAUGGUAUUGACGGAAUCGAUGUCAUCGAAGUGAAUCCAAUCGCAUCUUCAUUAUCAAGGGUGUCGAGACAAACGGAGGCAUACGUACCAGUCGCUAUAUCCAACGUCGCUCAUCAGGACAAUUCCGAAGUACAACGCUCUGAGCGAUCAGCCACGCGUGUUCUGGAUUACGUUGAUUUUGGAGGACAUACCGGUUCCAACGGAGCUUUCAGCUGGUACGCCGACUAUCCGGCUCAUCGUUUGUAAUUUUUCGAGACGAUAAUUUAUCGAAGAGAGCGCAGAAUAUUAUGAAACAUUUUAAUGUAGUAAUUAGAAGUUAUAUAUAAUUUGUAUGUAUAGCGAUAAAGGCUGCAUUAGUAUUCUUGAUUUUCCGGAAAAAUAAAAUAAAAAAAUUAGGGUUUUUCGGUUUUUUUUUCGAAAAAUUUGGAAAAAAGUUAUGAUACUGAAGUACAAAUGUUUGUGUUCUUAAUUUCCUGACAAAAAAAUUCCAGAAAAAACGCUAUAAAAAUACAGAAAAAAUUUCGAAACUUUAAAACUAUUGACAUAGAAGACAAUAAAAGUAACAUUUAAAAAAAACUCCAAAAAUGUCAACAAGAAAAAAUCGAACGAAAAACCGUUUUUUCCCAAAGUUUCUGAGAAUUUUUCCAAAAAUUUUUAAAAAGACUAAGCUACAUGAAUGAAAUUAACAAUCAGAAGUCUGUAAGAUAAAAGAUAAAAGUUUAAUAAUGCAAAUUAUUUAUAAAACAAACAAGUGUUAGAAGUUUUAAUUUAAGCAAGAUAUUUUAAUAUCAAAGAAUUCAAAAUUUCUGAGAAAGGAAGUCGACAAGGAAAACGACGUAGCUUAUCUUAUGAUCAAAUUUUCUUUAUUUUUCUGAUAUUUGUUACGGUACAAUAAAUAGUGAUGGAGACUGAUAUCUCAUCUCGUUUUUGCAUUAAUAUUCAGCUAAGUAUUCACGGAUCUAAAAAUCCAGCGAUAGAACAUCAACCUGUCCUCAUCGCCGUUCGAAUGAACCGAAAAUGUCGGAUUUAUCAGUAAGAUAUAGGUACAGCCUCAGGAUAUGAUUACAUAUGUAUUUAUACAGCCAAGUGUAGUGCCCACACUUUAUAUACGCGUGUCUCUUUAAAAUGUACAGAUAGAUAUACAUAUACAUAAAAUACAUAUACAUACACUAAAAACAUUUGCUCAUCGAAAGCUCGUAAGCAACGCACAAGAUAUUAAGUUGAUAACAAAUUUGAUAGUAUUUAUGAUUGCAUUUACUGACCAUUUUCAUCUUUCUAUUCUUUUUAAUUUCAAUUAAAAAUA